Coccidioides posadasii C735 delta SOWgp is the source of this 2705-nucleotide messenger RNA. RefSeq names its product glycosylphosphatidylinositol anchor biosynthesis (gene GPI10). The record is from RefSeq and is a predicted model, not a curated record. NCBI's taxonomy places the organism in Eukaryota, Fungi, Ascomycota, Eurotiomycetes, Onygenales, Onygenaceae. Gene Ontology annotation, cellular component: endoplasmic reticulum membrane. Gene Ontology annotation, molecular function: alpha-1,2-mannosyltransferase activity. Gene Ontology annotation, biological process: GPI anchor biosynthetic process.
AAUCCCUCCUGUCCUGUAGGCUUGCCCAUCCGGUGAAUUUUCCCUUCGCCGGCGGAAGAGCUCUUGGCUCCGGGUAUUUGCCACCCCUUUGACAUCAUUGGCGCACCGCUCCAGGGGGAGACAAGUCAAGUGCGUGCGGGCGGAGAUUUGCGACCAACGAGAACUUGCGGAAUCAGCGCUCCUCUUCCUUGGGACCUUCGCCGACUUCAAGCGCUUCCUUCGCACGUCCCGCCAUGAGCGUGCCUGGGAUAUGUCGACCUCGUCUGCAGAAUUAUCGGGCUCGUCCACAGGGACAGACGGAAGGGAUCCCGGUCUUGGAUCGUCCUUUGAGACGCUGAGACGAAGAGCUCAACGCGUUCAUCGCCGCUUUGAACAAAGACCUUCGCGCGAUAUCCUCCUUUUCCUCGUCGCCUUCAGGAUCCUGAAUGCCUUGUGUGUCAGGACCUUUUUCCAGCCGGACGAAUUCUUCCAGUCAUUAGAGCCAGCAUGGCAGAUAGCAUUUGGUAAGGAGAGUGGCGCAUGGAUUACCUGGGAAUGGAAGCACCACCUCCGAUCCUCGAUACACCCGUAUAUUUUCGCGGCCGUGUAUUGGGUUGCCGACCAGAUAAGUCGUCAGCUACGCCUGUCACCUCUUAGUCGCGCCGAUCUCUUAGUCGCUGCCCCGAAAUCUGCACAGGGUGUUAUUGCUGCUCUGGGAGACUACUAUACUUGGAAACUGGCUGGAACGAUAUACGGGGCGGACAGUUAUAAUACCCGAUGGGCUCUUUGUUUGAGUGUCCUGAGCCCAUGGCAAUGGUUUUGCUCGACGCGGACGUUGUCAAACUGUCUCGAGACCACGCUGACAGCUGCUGCAUUGUCUCACUGGCCCUGGCAGUGGAAUGUAGCAGAAUUUUCCAGCCGUCAGGCACUGGGCCAAGCCAGAAGAAUCACCCACGACCGGACUAAAUUGCGGUACUGCCUACUACUGGCCGCCUUUGCGUGUAUCCUGCGGCCAACGAACCUCAUAAUCUGGUUCUGCCUGGCAAUAUUCACUAUCUGCAACAUUAGUUCCCGCGAAGGGCUUCUGUGUGAGAAGCACGUGGCUCUUGUCUGGGAAGCCUUUUGUUGCGGGUUCUCUGUCCUUUCGCUAUCCCUGCUGGCAGAUCGGAUAUACUAUGGGUCUUGGACGCUACCGCCGUUCAAGUUCCUUUAUUUCAAUAUAGCUCAAUCCUUAGCAGUAUUCUAUGGAAGAAAUGAUUGGCAUUAUUACUUGUCGCAAGGAUAUCCACUCCUGCUAACAACAGCGUUGCCAUUCACAUUGGCUGGGCUAUCGAGUGCUCUUGCUGCUCCUUUCAAGCAAUCGGGGGGUCUAGGGGCAUCCAUCCGACGACAGCUCGGCAUUGUUUGUAUCGCAAUGCCCGCGAUUCUCUCCCUGAUUUCACAUAAAGAAGUUCGUUUCAUCUACCCGAUUCUUCCUUCUCUCCACAUUCUUACAGCAGCCCCCUUGUCCAAAUUCUUUGAACCAGCAAUCUCCUACACUGCUGGGUCAUAUCAACCCCGCAGGUUACUGCUUAGCUUCCUCAUUCUUGUGAACUUGAUGGUCGCGUUUUACACCACAGUGUCGCAUGCUUCUGGGCCUUCAAAGGUAUUCGAGUACAUAAGGCACCAGAGCGAACGGGUUUCUGUUGAAGCCAAUAUCCAGGGAUCCCGACCACAGCCUCCUAUUUCCUCCCAUUUUUCUGCCCCAGUCAGGCCCGCGCAAGGCCUAACUGUAGGUUUUUUGAUGCCAUGCCAUAGCACUCCGUGGAGAUCUCACUUUGUUUUCCCGUCGAUUGAAGCCUGGGCUUUGUCCUGCGAACCCCCUGUUAACUUCAACGAAUCACAACGUGCAGCAUAUAUUGAUGAAGCCGAUCAGUUCUAUGCCGAUCCGUCAUCAUUCUUACGUACAAACAUGGUCGGUGGCCUAAGACACUUCCCCCACACUCCAACCUAUCAAGCAAAGCAACCAAGCAAAUCUCCCGGCGAAGCCGAUGCCACUAGGGACCACAAACACAAUUGGCCUGACUACCUCGUGUUCUUUGCCCAACUAGAGCCAACGAUCAAGUCCUUGCUCAGGGCAUCGUCAUACGCUGAAUGCUAUCGCACUUGGAACACAGCCUGGCACGAUGACUGGCGAAGGAAAGGGGACAUGAUCAUCUGGUGUCUGGAUCCCGCUGUCCAGCGCGAAUGGCGCGAAAAGAACAGACGGGUUCACCUUCACGACGACGGCUGGGAGGCUCUCAUGAAGAGUAAAGCAAAGCAGUUCGACAAGAUCAUCGAGCAGCUGGGAAAAGAAAGCACGGGAGUUUGGAGAGGAGGGAAGAAAGGAAGACGUGGCGGCGGUGGAUGGAUUCCGACGUUUUCGCUGCCUAUGAGCUGGAGUCGGAAGUCAAGGAACUCCUUCACCAUGACUUUACCCUGGGAGGGGAGCGUGCGUUCGCGUCGAUGGUCGUGGCCUUGGGAGAAGAGCCGAAAACCGUCCUGGUCUCAAGUCAUGAAGGCGUGGUACGAUAAGAUUGUCAGUGACAAGUCGGAGCCAGAGUCAUCGGAUCUGUGGUCUUGAUGACCAAGGGAACAUUUUGAUAACACUUCUCCUUUCAUUUUCUUUUCUUUUCCUUUCUUUUCUUUUUUUUUUCCGCUUCUCAUUUCAAAUGUAUGUACAUACAUAUAUACCAACAUUUUGAUGC